AUACAUACCUCUCGUGUCAGACAGCUCGUGCUCCGUGUGUCCGCCCGCAUACCUGCGUUUUCCUUAAUUCCAAUGGAAUAAUUUGUUUACAAUUAUAAAGUUAUAUUGGUAAACAAUAUAUUUAACUAGUAUAAACAUAUUUUAAUAAGUGUCGUUGUUUUUACCACGUAGACAACGUUGGUCCAAUCAACUUUGAACUAAUUUUUCAAUAAUUGGAGAAAAAGAAGAAACUAAUCACAUUCAACUAUGUCCGCUGUUGAAAGCGCGCUGGACGUCUUGUCUCGGGCAGCUACGAUGAUGCAAGAAGAACGUCCAAAAACAGCGAGUUUGCAUAGAAAGCCAAGUAGCGCGUGGCGAAAAGAGCGUAGGAGGGACCCUAUUCAGAGCGAGGCCCUCGACAUGUCGGCUGCUAGGGUACAUCACAAUCGACCUAGCGUUAUUGUUCCAGCUGCACCUCAACCCGGAACCACCGUCGAAGAUACCGCAGUAAGACCUACACCAACAGCAACACCUUCAGCAGCGAUAGGUGGUCAACGAACUGGAAUUAAAAAAUCGGGUAUUGUCAGUGAUCCGGCUAUAGAUGAGCAUUUCAAGAGAUCUUUAGGCUUAGAAGAAUAUGCGGCAGUAUUCAAUGGUUCUUCUUCCAAUACAGAUAAAGAAACAGGAUUAAGUGUGGAUGACCAUUUCGCGAAAGCACUUGGUGAAACUUGGACAAGGUUAAAAGCAACUCGUCCAAGUAAAGAAUCAACAUAACAUUAUGGGAUAGCAAUAAAGUCAGCAUAAAUAAUUGCUUACUUCUUUAUGAUUUAUUUUAUGAGUGUCGCAAUUCCAUUAGUCGCUAAUUAUUAUAUACAUACAUAAUAUAAUAUAGUGAAAAAGUAUUUUGGUAAUACUUACCAGAUGGCUUCCAAGUGAAAAUUUAAACG
Messenger RNA from Cotesia glomerata, 926 nucleotides. It is a transcript of the gene Tgi, whose product is annotated as transcription cofactor vestigial-like protein 4. NCBI's taxonomy places the organism in Eukaryota, Metazoa, Arthropoda, Insecta, Hymenoptera, Braconidae. Bases 247 to 753 code for a protein of 168 amino acids. The transcript has 5 exons. The record is from RefSeq and is a predicted model, not a curated record. Gene Ontology annotation, molecular function: transcription coactivator binding. Gene Ontology annotation, biological process: negative regulation of DNA-templated transcription.